Messenger RNA from Penicillium canescens, 2364 nucleotides. RefSeq names its product glycoside hydrolase family 92 protein. Gene Ontology annotation, molecular function: carbohydrate binding; peptide-N4-(N-acetyl-beta-glucosaminyl)asparagine amidase activity. NCBI's taxonomy places the organism in Eukaryota, Fungi, Ascomycota, Eurotiomycetes, Eurotiales, Aspergillaceae. The transcript has 5 exons. The coding region runs from base 1 to 2364 and encodes 787 amino acids. Gene Ontology annotation, cellular component: nucleus; cytosol. Gene Ontology annotation, biological process: carbohydrate metabolic process; glycoprotein catabolic process; protein quality control for misfolded or incompletely synthesized proteins. The record is from RefSeq and is a predicted model, not a curated record.
AUGCCAUCAGAACAUCCCCUCCGUAUGGGGGUUCUUGGUGCAUUCACGACAGCUCUUUAUGCCUCUUGUGCUCUAGCUGCGACAGAUGACUCUGACGUGUUAAAAUAUGUCGAUCCUUUGAUCGGAACUGCCAAUGGAGGCCAUGUAUUUGCAGGUGCGACGUUGCCAUUUGGCAUGGCUAAGGCCGUUGCAGACACGUCGGGUGAGAACCAGGCUGGCUUCGCUUAUGAUACAAAUGUUGUCACCGGAUUUUCGCACAUGCACGACUCUGGAACCGGCGGCUCUCCAUCGAUGGGCAAUUUCCCAAUCUUCCCGCAACCGAAUUGUCCCGGCGAUGAUAUCCAUCAGUGCAAAUGGCAGCAGAGGGAUCGUGCGGUGACCUGGAACAGGGAAUCCCCUGAGGCUCGCCCUGGCUAUUUUGGUAUUUCAUUGGCCAAUGGUGUUCACGCAGAGAUGACAACAACAAAUCGAUCUGCCUUGUACCGGUUCAAGUUCAACAAUACUUCCAACCAGCCGCUCAGCCCGGUUAUUCUUGUCGAUUUGAUGGAUUUACCUCAGUCACGAAGAAACGGAACUGCUCAUGUCGACCGCUCAACUGGUCGGCUUUCUGGAAGUGGUACUUUCAGCCCAAGCUUUGGAAUUGGCAGAUAUAACUCUUAUUUCUGCGUUGAUUUCAAGGGAGCGGAGCUUCGUGAAACAGGAUCCUGGUCUAAUAAUGGAGUCGACUUCAGCAAACCGAGUUUGUCGCUCGGGGUCAACUCAUCUUCCACAGUAUCCGCUGGCACAUUUGCCAGAUUUCGCAGCCCCAAAGACGACACCAUUCUUGCCCGAGUGGGUGUCAGCUUCAUAAGUGCCGACCAGGCAUGCUCCAACGCAGAGCGAGAGCAACCUGAAUUCGACUUUGAGGGCACCGUCUCCGCAGCCGAGGCUGCUUGGCGGAAGAAGCUAGGGGUCAUUUCCGUAGAUGCCCAAGGAGUUUCAUCUGAGCUGCAAGAAGUCUUUUGGAGCGGAGCAUACCGCUCAUUGAUUAGCCCUCAAGACUACACAGGAGAGAACCCCCUGUGGAAGAGUGACGAGCCAUACUAUGACAGCUACUACUGUAUUUGGGACUCGUUCCGCAGCAUUCACCCACUCCUGACGCUGGUUGACCCCUUGUCGCAAUCUCUAAUGAUGCGCAGCUUGAUUGACAUAUAUCGACACGAGGGCUAUCUGCCCGACUGUCGCAUGUCCCUUUGCAAGGGCUAUACACAGGGUGGGUCCAACGCAGAUGUGUUGAUGGCAGAUGCGUAUUUGAAAAAGGUCGACGGCAUCGACUGGGAUACUGCCUACCAGGCUGUGGUCAAGGAUGCGGAGGUGGAGCCUGCGAACUGGGACGUCGAAGGGCGUGGUGGUCUUCACAGCUGGAAGCACCUCGGCUAUAUUCCAUUCCAGGAUAUUGAUCCAUACGGCCGGGGCACGCACACUCGCAGUGUCUCACGGACAGUGGAAUAUGCGUACAACGACUUUUGUAUUGCUGAGAUGGCGAAGGGUAUGGGUCACCAUGCUGAUUAUGAGAAAUACACGAUGCGAGCCGGAAACUGGAUUCACGUAUUCAAGCACGAUCAAAAGUCAAGCAUCAAAGGCGUGGACACGGGCUUCACCGGUUUCCUCCAGCCUCGGUAUCCGAACGGGACAUGGGCUUACCAAGAUCCGAUAUUCUGCAGUCCUUUGUUGAACUUCACGUCUUGUUACCUUAACCCCGAUGGCCACGAGACAUAUGAAGGCAGUGCAUGGAUGUACACUUUCUAUGCACCCCACGACAUGGGCUCUCUAAUCAAGACCCUCGGUGGUGCCGAGUCCUUCACAUCUCGCCUGCGUUAUCUCCACGACUCCGGAUUGCUCUACAUAGGUGACGAACAGGCAUUCUUGCCUGUUUAUCAAUACCACUACGCUGGACGACCCGGUCUCUCUGCGUACCAGAGUCAUUCCUACAUUCCGUCUCAAUUCAACACUACUGUGGCCGGAAUCGCUGGCAAUGACGACAGUGGUGCAAUGGGUUCAUUCGUGGUUCUGAGCAUGAUGGGUCUGUGGCCAGUCCCCGGUCAGGACGUCUACCUGAUCACUCCGCCGUAUUUCAAAGAAGUCAGCAUUCGCAAUCCUGUCACCAACAAGGUUGCCACUAUCCGCAACAUCAACUUUGACCCCAGCUAUAAGUCCAUUUACAUCCAAAGUGCUAAGUGGAAUGACAAGCCAUGGACCAACAACUGGCUCACUCAUGACUUCUUUGCUGAGGGUGGUGUUCUUGAGCUCGAGCUUGGGCCCAAGGAGAGUGACUGGGGAACUCACAUUGAGGACCUUCCUCCGAGUAUCAGCAAAUACGAGUAA